Molecule: messenger RNA, 636 nt
Organism: Enhydra lutris kenyoni (northern sea otter)
Lineage: Eukaryota; Metazoa; Chordata; Mammalia; Carnivora; Mustelidae
Product: ripply transcriptional repressor 3
Exons: 4
Coding region: 1-636 (211 amino acids)
Biological process (GO): negative regulation of transcription by RNA polymerase II; embryonic pattern specification
Cellular component (GO): nucleus
Source: RefSeq, a predicted model, not a curated record
AUGGUGCCCGGAGGCCACCGCCGCCGCGCGGGCCCGAGAGGUGAGGGUGUCCCCGCGGCCCCCUGCACGCGUCGAGAGGCGCGCGGCGCGUCGGGGCAGCGAGCGCAGAGCGGGAUGCCAGCGCCGUGGAGCUCCCCGAACCCGGGCGGAGCCCCGGAGCCCGACCGCGACGCCAACCCCACACCGUGGAGACCUUGGAUCCUCACAUCCCAUGAAGCUGAGCUGACCAGAACUGGAAGCCGGCUUGAACCUGGAGGUGACCAACAAACUCCGGGAUCAAAGGGGGCCUUUGGGUUUCAGCAUCCUGUAAGACUUUAUUUACCCAUUUCAAAGCGCCAAGAGUAUCUGCAAAGUUCUGGGGAAAAAGUGCUGGCCAGUUUCCCAGUGCAAGCCACAAUCCACUUCUACAACGACGAGUCCGAUUCAGAUGAUGACGAGCAAGAGGCGGAAAACCAGACUUCCCAGCUUCAGCGCCGGGAGACGCAAGGUCCAGCAGAGAACAGCCUGGGAGGGAAGGGCAGAGGUCAGCCAGCAAACCCAGGAUGGAGUUCUGUAGGACACAAUGGCCUCGGUGGGAAGGGUCCACUCCCUCAUGGUGACCCUCUGGAGGGCACAGAGCCUGCCUCACCCAAAUAA